Penicillium lagena is the source of this 1716-nucleotide messenger RNA. RefSeq names its product putative meiosis protein MEI2. Lineage: Eukaryota; Fungi; Ascomycota; Eurotiomycetes; Eurotiales; Aspergillaceae. The record is from RefSeq and is a predicted model, not a curated record. Gene Ontology annotation, molecular function: nucleic acid binding. The coding region runs from base 1 to 1716 and encodes 571 amino acids. The transcript is spliced from 13 exons.
AUGCAGCUGGCAGCUUUUACCCCGGCUACUUUCCGCCAGGGGAUGGUGGAGCUCCAGCCUGGAACCGGAUUCCCAAACUUAACUAAUCGGGACCCAUUCAUGGGCAAGGUCGCGGCCUCCUGUGGACAGGGCCGAGCUUCGCGCUUCAAGUUCGGGGUGCGGGCUGGGGAGGCCUUGGUUUCUCCGAUCCAAUACGGCGAAAUCGAGUCUGGUGUUCUGCGGGCGGCGAACCCCGUGCAUGAGCUUCUUGGGAUUCGAGAGGGUGCCAAAUCCUUCGAGGACAAGAAGAAUCUGACCUUCGAACGCCGCCACCGCGCUUUUUGUGUAGAGAACAUCCUCAACUUGGCAACCUUGGAGCUGGCAACCUUUUUCCAGAAUGACGAGUUUCCUUCUGUGGUCGGACCAGACCUCGCGGAUCUUCCGGAAUAUCAGAGGAUCUACAUUGCCUUCAAGGACUGCCGUGAUGCGAAGAGCGCCAUGGACAAGAUUGGUCGCCAGCAGCCGGAGUGGCGUGUGACCCCUCUGACCGCGAAGGAGUACGCAAAAGCUGUUUAUGGACACUCCCACGUUGGUUCCGUGUCUGACUUUGAUGGCCAAAUCAACGCCAUCAUCUAUCAUGAUCCAGCGCACACUGGCCUGGAUGCUGAUGGUGUUUCUAAAACUCUCCGAUUUAUCCUUGGACAUGCUGGUGAUAUCCACACACUUCGACCUCAGGAGGUUCGGCACUCGCACAUUCAUGAGUUCUUGGUGGAGUUUUCAAGCUCUCAGGCGGCAGAGAACGCAAUUCGGGCGUUCGAUUGUUUCAUGUACCAGGGAUGUGUUCUUGAACUGAAUCCUCACAAACCGGACCUUGAUCGCCCUCGCCCUCGCUCUGGGGCAAACUCAUUCUCGCGCGCUGACGUUCCGUAUCGCCGCGGCGGUCGCGCUCGCAAUGUGAUUACUCCAACUGGCCACACCCCAUACACGCCUGCAGCGUUCGAGGAUGACAACUUCGGAAAAUCUCCAUCGCACCGACACGGCAAGCACCAGGCUCAGAUCGUCAAUAUUGAGAACAUCCGCCUUGGAAUUGACACCAGAACUACUGAUGACCCAGGUAUGACUGAUAUCAUGAUUGAGAAACUUGAAGGAGCACUUAUCGUCAAUUUGAAGGCAAUUCUGAAGCGUAUUCUGGACCAGACUUCCUUCGGGAAGUUCGAUUUCAUGUACCUGCGCAUGGAUUUCAGCAAUGGCUGCAACGUUGGCUAUGCAUUUGUCAAUUUCCCAGAUCCCAUGGACAUCGUGGAGUUUCUGGAAGCCCGGGCUGGCCGACAGUGGGACCUCUAUUCCAGCGACAAGAUCGCUGAAAUCAGCUACGCAACUUUCCAAGGCAAGGGGGAGCUGGUGAACAAGUUCCGCAACAGCUCGGUCAUGCUGGUCGAGUCUGCUUAUCGUCCGAAGAUCUUUGCUAUUGGAACGGGGCCCCAGGCGGGCAACGAGGUUGAAUUCCCUCGCCCGAACGAUCCGGUUAAGCUUCGACGUAGCAUCGCCAAUUCAAACAAUAACGGCCUGUACGGCCCUCGCCCCUCGUCCCGUCGCUCAGCUGAAACUGGCGGCCACCGCGAUGGCAUGAUCACUCCAUCAAAGCGAGUCGACUUUGAACACCGCGUUGGCUCUAAUCGCUCCGGACAUGGAGGAACUUGGGAUAUGCCCUUGGGCCGUCGCGGACAUAGUUCCUGA